ACUUUAUUUUCGUGGAAACUGUGAAUCGCGUUAGUAGAAAAUUACUGAAAUAUGCCGCAAUUUAAGCGCCAGACUGUCAUGAAAAGUAAAAUAAAACCAAGUAAACAGUUGGGGGCUCCUCAAGCAAUAAAACCAGUGUCGGUACCGAUGGCGUGUACAUUUUGUGAGAAUCCGGGUGCAGAUUUUCAAUGCUGCAUCUGUGGUUCAUUGUACUGUGGUGUACGUUGCCAAUUGUCCGAUUGGCAAUACCACAGGAACAAUCGAUGCUUGCCUCGAUUAAUCAAGGCGACACCGGUUUACUGCGCUCCUGAAUUUUGGGCGAGUUUGGGUAAUUUGUCGUGUCCAACAGCCACGCAAAACGUAGCACAACGUCCGCCAACACCGAAGAAAUCUCGGCCCCAAAUGCCCGUGUCGUCUAACUUAAACACAACCAUCGCACCAGCUGAGGUCAAUAUCGCCACAUCCUCGACAAAUGCCAAAUUAUCUUUGUCUAGCACAAAUUCAACGGUCGCACCAGCUGAGGUUAAUAUCGCCACAUCCUCGGCAAACGCGAAAUUAUCUGUUUCUCACACAAAUUCAACCAUCGCACCUGUUGAGGCCAAUAUUAAAACAAUUCCAUCCAAAUUGUCGUUACAAAAGCGACGUUACAGUGUUCCGAUGCCGUUACGUCCAUCCCAACAUUUGGAGGGCAUGCCGAUUCCACUGGAGCAGGCAGAUUUUUCUGUACCACCACCCCAGAUUUUGUCUUAUUUCCCGGCCCUUCCGGUAAAGGAGCCACUAUCUGCCGAAGUCAAUCGUAAGAAAAAAGGGAUUGCUGAAGUGGCAAAUACGGCGAAGUCAAAGUCAUCUUCGAAAAAGGAAGAGCAUGGAAAACAACCAACUCCGAAAAGCUCCGAAGACGGCAAGGUUGCAAAUCUGUCCGCCAAGUAUAUGGAGGAAUCUAUCCUUUGUGCCAUUGUCCCGAAUGAACAGAAGGUAGAGCCAAAGCCAUUGUUGCCAAAGCAAACCGCUGCCAAGAAACGUUUCUUACGACCGAGUGCUUUCCCAAAUCCAGGGGAAAAGGUUACAAUUUCGCACGUUGAGGACAGCACAAUCUAUAUAUACGGUGUAGGGCAUGGGCUCAACGGUUCACCGAGCCCGUACAUAGAGUAUAUGAAAUGCAUGAUGAAGGCGGCCCGUGAGACGAAGGAGCACCUUUCGAAACCUCCAGAAUUGGGCGACAUUGUGUUCGCGCCCUUGGAAAGUGUAUACUAUCGUGCCGUGGUGAAAUCGAUCGAUGGAGCCAACGUGAAGGUCAUUUUUCCAGAAUUUGGAAACUCGGCAACUGUUGACUGGAAGAUGUUUAAAGUAAUCAACGAUCUAAACAUCAAGUACGCUAGGUGCAUGACGUAUGAGGUUUCCAUCGAAAACGUUCCUCAGUUCACGAAGCUGAUGUAUGAAUUUCUCAAGAAGCUGAUUGAUACUGAAGAAUUCGAAAUCUCAAAAGUUUUCAACUUACCAAACACGCACAUCAAAAUGGUGGAUUUAUUGCACAGGUUUGAAAACUACGUUUUAAGCAAAAAGCUACUGUCUUUGCUAAAAAACGAGACGAAUGAAAAGGAUACCGUGAAAGAGGGAACUAAGCCUGCACUAAAGCAACUAGCGGCGUAUUUUCCGGAUUCUAACAUGCCCAUUUUUUUCGACGAGUUUAAACGUAGCUCACUACCCGAAGGAAUUGGGAUUAAGCUUUGUAUGGUGAAUGGAUCGGAGAUAGUAACAUCGAGUUCCAUAGCAGUGGUAUUGCAAUCUGAAAUGUUGCAGUUGGAAAAAAUAACCCAACAGUGCAACCAAUAUGGACAGAUGGACCCUACCCCGUACGUGGCACAGGAGAAUGAAGCUUGCUUGGUAAACUGGAACGGUUUGUGGCGGCGCGCUACAAGCCUUGGCGAUGGCCUAUAUCAUCUUCUGGAUGUAGAUUUCGCUUGCACCUUGGACAACAAAUGUAAUGUUCGGCGGUAUCCUUUGGAGCUCAGUCGUAAACUUUACGUACAUUGUAUUACCGUAAAAAACCCAAGUGUGUUACGGAAUGCCAUCGGCAGCAAUGAGAAUAAAACUUGGACGCUUGUAGGAAGAAGUCUGAAAGCGGAUGUGUAUCGAGAAGGAACGGUAUACUAUGCAAUUAUUGAAUCCGUUGACUAAUAACAGGAUAUUACCGAAAUGGCAUGGAGGAUGUCAUAAAAAGUUCUUGUUUGCUGAUGCCAUAUUAUGAAAUUUCGGUUAAAUGAUGUCAAACAUUGACAAUAAUCUUAUUAGAUGUUUUAUGAUGGUUAGUUAAAAGAAAAACAAAAUCUGCGAGAUGCCCAAGAAUACAUUUUAAGAGAGAGAGAACUCUCUGUCUAUUCGACAACUGAAUUUACAGCGCAGAAUACGAUUAACAAUACAUACAUAUUACGUGUGCGUCGCUUGUGACCGUGGUUCAAAUUCAAUUCAAAGUUAAGGAAUCGAUAAGAAUUUAAAAUUCUACUGUGCAUUCAUCGACAUGGUCCAAAGCAAAUUGAAUUAGGUAGCAUUAAAAGAAAGUAAAUACCCACGUACGUGCCUGGCUCGCAAGAAUGAAGCUCGAUGAAACAAUUGAUCGAAGUAACGGUUCAUGAUACCGUGUAAAUGCCGGUAUGGAGGAGCAGUAUGUUAUGUUGGAUAUGGUUGCGAGAUUGUUUUGAAUGGUGAUAAGGAUAAGACAGCGGCAUUUUAGAACAAUGUUCUGAAAACAAAAGAAUUUAAAACGUAUGGCAAAAAGGUUGCUGAUGAAAUGGUUCAGGGUAGCGCGUUAGUACCUGCAUGGAUCACGAUCAGUACAUUGGAUUUAUUGAAGAUCGUUGAUCGACGGACGGUGAUAAGUAUAAGACUGCGGCGCUUUUCAUCAAAGUUCUGACAGUAGACCGAAGAAGUGAUUAGUGUCAUUAACUAAGCGAAGUUCUUUCGCUCACAUUCAGUUAUUGACUCAAACUUAAAUGUAUUGUUUCAUCAAUUUAAUAACAAAUCAUUUAUAAACAUGUAUGCACAUCAGUUCUUUUUAAAGGACUGCAGGUUAACGA
Molecule: messenger RNA, 3074 nt
Organism: Anopheles coustani
Lineage: Eukaryota; Metazoa; Arthropoda; Insecta; Diptera; Culicidae
Exons: 4
Coding region: 52-2178 (708 amino acids)
Source: RefSeq, a predicted model, not a curated record